GUCCGUCCGGCGGCGAUGGCCAUGGCGGCGGCGAGGGCGGCGCUGUCCAGGACACCGGCGAGGUUCGUGCAGAGCAGGCUCCGCUCCUCCGGCGGCAAGCUGCUCAGUGAGGAGGAGAAGGCCGCCGAGAACGCCUACAUCAAGAAAAUGGAACAAGAGAAGCGGGCGGUGGCAAGCACUAACAACAGCCAUGUUAGAGGAUCCAACGAGUCCGCAAGCGGCACCGGUAGAGGUGACAGGUCGCCGCUUCCCCGUGAGUGGCUGCGGAGUCUGUGGGUCGAGGAACUGAAAAAGCAGAAGGAGGCGCCUGUGAGGGGAUGGGGAAAACGCGUCGAGGUUGCCAAGGCUGAAGGUGGCGGUGGGGAGGAUCCGCUCGGCUAUUUCGCUAACGCUGCGCGCGCGCUUGUGAGUGCCGGGUCGGACGCUGCGGGGCUUGGGAGGGUGAAGGCUGGGGGAGCCGGCAGUGGCGAGGUGGCGCAGUAUGACAUUCGGGACAUCGGGCACCUAGAGAUUCUGGGGGCCAAACUGAAGCCUCUCCUCUCAAGAGCCAACCUCCUUAUUGCCAGGGAUGUGGAGUGGGCUAAUCUCAUGUUUGCUUUCGAGCAGGAGAGUAGGUAUAUCAUAAUGGAUCCACUGUUUCCUCAAUCUCCUGUUGGAUAUAUUCGAGAGAAAAGCAAUGUCAUCUUUAGGCAGUUACUUAGGUCGAGACGUCCAUUUGUUGCAGAAUUUACUGAUGCAAUGGGUAAUGAGAUAUUUACGGUCCGCCGGCCAUUUUGGUUCAUCAACAGCUCCAUUUAUACAGAAGUGGAUGGCAAGGAGGUAGGUGUAGUCCACAGGCGUUGGCAUCUGUGGCGUAGAAUUUAUGACCUGUACUUGGGGAACAAGCAAUUUGCUGUGGUCGAGAAUCCUGGAUUUUGGAACUGGACCUUUACCCUGAUUGAUGAGGAUGAAAAAGUGUUAGCCCAGAUUGAUCGUAAUUGGAGGGGAAUUGGCUUUGAGCUCUUCACGGAUGCUGGCCAAUAUGCAAUUCGGUUUGGUGAUUCUGGACAAAGCCGUAAAUUUGGUCUUGCUUCCGAUAUCGAAGAACUAGAAGUUGUUCGCCCGCUGACUUUACCUGAAAGGGCCGUAGCUCUUGCUCUGGCGGUAUCUCUGGACAGUGAUUACUUCUCUAGGAGAGGGGGCUGGGGUCUUCCGUUUCUUAUCGCCACAGAGUAGACAAGCAUACAAAUUGCCAUCACUCAGUUCACUGUGAAGCUUAAAUUGCCAGUUGUUGCACUGUUGAUUUCUGAACUCUGGUGGUCUUCUCUAUUGCCACGCCAUUGAGAUCAUCACAGGAGUGUAACGUGUUUUUUUUUGGUUCUGUAACCGUACCUGGGCACUCACUCACUCCACUUGUGCUUCAUAUGAAAUUUGGAGCACGAGUGACCUGAGAAGCUCGGCAGUUUGCAUUGCAUCCAACUAGCUGCUUUUUUGCGACUGGCGUGACAGUUCGAGGAGCAUUGAGGUUAACUAACUAUGAGCUACCACAACAACAACCAACAAGUGUGCUACAUGCUCGACGAAGGAGACUAGUAAAUGAUGACCUCAAGUGAUGUGAGCUACAUACGCCUGCACCGACAAGUGUCACGCAAUCCUCCUCAUCUUCUCAGAAGAAGUGGCCUGAUUCCCUGGGUGCCACCGUGGCUGCACGAUACUCCCUUGGUACCAUUUGCAGAUUGUGCUUAUCCAAGGAUCUCUGUUGGUCCCAUCUAGCAUGGGAUCCCUCGCUGGAGGCGAAUGUGCUGCCAUUGUUUCUCCGUUAUAAACUGGAUGUUAAGCGACCAGAGAUGGAUGAACCUCCCUUUCCACGCUCCGACC
Molecule: messenger RNA, 1857 nt
Organism: Lolium rigidum
Lineage: Eukaryota; Viridiplantae; Streptophyta; Magnoliopsida; Poales; Poaceae
Product: altered inheritance rate of mitochondria protein 25-like
Exons: 13
Coding region: 16-1215 (399 amino acids)
Biological process (GO): plasma membrane phospholipid scrambling
Cellular component (GO): plasma membrane
Molecular function (GO): phospholipid scramblase activity
Source: RefSeq, a predicted model, not a curated record